Didymella exigua CBS 183.55 is the source of this 1013-nucleotide messenger RNA. RefSeq lists its product as uncharacterized. The transcript has a single exon. Lineage: Eukaryota; Fungi; Ascomycota; Dothideomycetes; Pleosporales; Didymellaceae. The record is from RefSeq and is a predicted model, not a curated record. The coding region runs from base 136 to 810 and encodes 224 amino acids.
GGAAUAUCAUCGCACCGAGUGAGUCACAGAAUCACGGCAUUGCGGAUGACUGAGGCACGAGGUGUGGAUUACACAAAGGCACGAACUCUGCACUGAUUACAAUCGACGUUUGCAUGCAGCAAGAGUGGGUUCACGAUGACGAGAUCGCGGGCCUGGCACAACGUUCGUUGCUGGGCAUCUCUGGGCGACCCGGCCGAAGGUUCUAGCAUCUUGCCGUAUCAACACCGGGCAAACUGGGCAUCGAGGCCAUCGAGGAUCGAAGCUGUGCAUUACACAAAAAGAUAUGCUUUAAUUCUGAGUCGGAAGAGUGCAGAGAAACGUUACCUGGUGUCUAGAACUGUCAGAAAUACCGAAGUCCUAUUUCGAAAUCUGCACUGCAUAAUCUGGGGACGCCCGCGAAAGCCCGCAUUGCGAGGGUUCAUCCAGACAGUAGCCGUAGACUGUAGCCCGGAAUUAAAGUUCCAAACCUCAGGCCUCUCAGCCCGACUUGGAAGCUCAAUCUCAUUCGAUCCGCACUGGCCUCAUUACCUAAACGACCAAGAGAUAGCGCAGCUGAGGCGGGAACCCUUGGUCCCAAGCGUUCCGCCCGCUCAGAAUCCGAGCAUCACGAGAUCGCCUGGUGGAACGACCAAGCUCUUAACCUGGAAGGUCCAGGAGGUGCCAAUGCACCCCAGGAUCGCGGCAUUGACGCUUGGAUUUGGCAGCCUCGACACCAGACUCGGUCAGCUCCGAGCAUCGAUCCUUCCUCGCUGCUCGAUCAGCACGUAUUCUUGCAUAGACAUUGUCAGGAGGGAAGUUGUGAACGAGUGAUUCAGUCAAUGCUAAUUUUGCGCUAUGACCCGGCCCACCAGCUAAUGUCUACAGAGAUUAUGUGCAAGCCCAUCAGUCGUUACGCACCAAUGUCGUCAGACACAGAUAUGUAUAGCGAGGAUUCAUAUGGUAAACGGCGCCAGUUGAGAUGGCUGUCAAACUUUGCAUGUGAUGUAAAUGUUUCUAUCCUUACGGAUGCCUCC